AUUUUCCAACAUCAUGUCUUCCGGCCUGAUGUCUUGCGUGCGAGAAAACUCGCCGCCGUUGGAGCUGGAUCUGAGUGGAGCGGGUCCCUUGUCAUUACCGGAAGGUAAUAGCAGAGCCCAUGGCUAUCAGGGACCAACCACAUCGACGCCCAUUGCCUGUCCGCUGGCCGUCGCAGAGGGCAACGAAUGUUUAACGAAUGCGGAACAUCAGCAGCAGCAGCAGCAACUCCAGCAGCAGCAGCAGCAGCAGAAACGACGACGCUUCCAUCCGCUGCGGAAUUUGCGUCGCAUCUUUCGACGUCGCACCAUCACUAGCGCAGACACUGGCGCAGCUGGCGGCGCUCAGGCAGGCGGAGCAGGAGCGGGCUUGGUUGCUGCACCUGGAUCGGGAUCGUGCAACACUUUGCCGCCACCGGCGAGCAGUUCCAGUGAGAAGAAUUUGCGCAGCGUUGCGUUAGCAGAGACUGCGUCCGCAUCCUCGCCAGCAUCGCCGCUGACGCAUCAGCAGCUCCACGAGAGCUAUCAGACGCAAUCGUUGCCCAAGUCCAAGUCCUAUGGUGCCCAUCGCGAUGAGUUGCUGAGCGUGCUGCUGGGCAAGAAGAGAGGGGCUAGCAAGCAUAUGAACAGCAGCUUGGAGCAGCCAGUCCAACAGUCUCAUAGCCACGCCCACAAUACCAGCAACACCCACACCCAGUCGCACUCCCACUCGGACGCCAUGUACCAAACGCAGCGACCACAAAUGGGCGUGGCCGUCUUCCCGGAUGCCAUGAGCAUGAGCCGCAGUGCGUAUUUCGCCGAGAAGCAGCGCAGCCACCAUCAUCCGCGUCAGCUGCGCAGCGUUGGCGACUCCUCGCAGGAUCUGGAUCUGGCCGAGGACAUGGGCGCCGCGGGCGGUGCAGCCGACAUGUCCGACAGUCAGCGCAGUCUCAGCGAGGAGCGACUGCUGGACGUAGACGUGGACGGCAGCAGUGGUUACACACGUGAAACUCUCUCCCAGUCCCAUGACAGCGUUUUUUCCGAAUCCGCUACAGCCAGCAGCCUUUCCAUCGUGCUGAGGGUGAGUUCAAUCAACUGCAGCAUA
Messenger RNA from Drosophila navojoa, 1081 nucleotides. RefSeq lists its product as uncharacterized. The record is from RefSeq and is a predicted model, not a curated record. Lineage: Eukaryota; Metazoa; Arthropoda; Insecta; Diptera; Drosophilidae.